Messenger RNA from Thermothelomyces thermophilus ATCC 42464, 1536 nucleotides. RefSeq lists its product as uncharacterized. Gene Ontology annotation, molecular function: catalytic activity. The coding region runs from base 541 to 1533 and encodes 330 amino acids. Gene Ontology annotation, biological process: nucleoside metabolic process. Lineage: Eukaryota; Fungi; Ascomycota; Sordariomycetes; Sordariales; Chaetomiaceae. The transcript has a single exon. The record is from RefSeq and is a predicted model, not a curated record.
UACUAUGAUUAUUAUUUUGCUGGCGGAAGACCAUGAGACCGCAGACUGCCGCUAAUCGCUGUUAUCCAGCUUACACUAGAGAUCGCGAAAUUACCAGCCGGUACCGAUUCAGCUUCAGAGACCUUUUGAAGGUCAGGCCUCUAGGGACGGACCGUGCCGAGUCGAAUAUGCGAUUGAUUCCAACGCAGGAGGCCGUGACUGAUGCGGGGACAGCAUCAGCUUGUUCGGUACGGCUCGUACGGCCGGCCAUCCAUACAUACAACCCAAGCAUGGGAAAGCUGCCGAUCAAGGUGCGGGGCUCCUGUCUAAGCCGCCGCCACUGGAUGCCCGACGAGAGCCUGAUCUUGUGCCUCCCAGGGACCGAGGAGGAUCCAAUACUUUCCAUGUUAGCUACUCCCAGUCCUCCUGGGUGGUAGUAGACUUUUUGCGGCCUGCCUUGUGCAUCGUCACCCUGGUAUUUCCUCUAUUCCAAGCGGUUUCGUAUCGUCAGCGUCUGUACCCAUCUACCCCUCUCUCCUUCGCUCGGAACCAACGCCCGCCAUGUCAGACCCUCGAAAGUACACGGUCGGCUGGAUUUGUGCGAUCACCACCGAGGCCGUAGCAGCCCGGGCCUUCCUCGACGAAGAACACGACGGCCCUUCCACCGUCGCAAAGCACGACAACAAUAGCUAUGUCUUAGGCAGGAUCGGCGCUCACAAUGUCGUCAUUGCCGUCCUCCCCGAUGCGGAAUACGGCAUAGCGUCCGCGGCAGCAGUGGCCCGGGACAUGCUCCACAGCUUCCCGAACGUGCGCAUCGGAUUGAUGGUCGGCAUCGGAGGCGGGGCGCCUAGCCCGAAGCGGGAUAUCCGACUCGGGGACGUCGUAGUCAGCAGCGGCAAUGCCGGGGAAAGCGGCGUGUUCCAAUACGACUAUGGCAAGACGAUCCAGAACCAGUCGUUUCAAGAGACUGCAUUCUUGGACCAACCACCCAUGGUCCUGCGGACGGCCGUGAGCACGCUCAGAGGCACAUACGAAAUGAAAGGACACCAGCUGGUGGACAACGUGAACGAGGCAUUGAAGAAGAUUAAGAGGCGAAACAAGUACACGCGGCCUCCUCCGGAAAGCGACAGGCUGUACAGGCCCGACUUUGUCCAUCCUGCUCACUCGACCGACCGCUGCGAUGUCACGUGCGGCAACGAUGAGGCAAACCUGGUGAUCCGGGGCGAACGAGACGAAGAGGAUGACGACCCGGCGAUUCACUACGGCCUGAUUGCUAGCGGGAACCAGCUGAUGAAAGAUGCGCGGCUCCGGGACAAGUUGGCGGACGACAAGGGCGUUCUCUGCUUCGAGAUGGAAGCCGCCGGUCUGAUGAACCACUUCCCAUGCUUGGUCAUCCGCGGCAUCUGCGACUACUCGGACUCGCACAAGAACAAGGAGUGGCAGGGCUUUGCGGCCAUGAUGGCGGCGGCGUAUGCCAAGGAUCUUCUGCAUCAGAUCCCCGUCAACAAGAUCAUAGAAGAAAGGCGGAUCAGUGAAGUACUCGGUUCGAGUUAGUAG